AUGACUAUAAAAUGGCGGCAAAAAUUCAAAAGCAAAAAACGCUUGCCACAAAAACAACGAACAAUAAACGAUACGAUUUCGUUUAAUAUAACAACCAGCAAUACUAAUAAAACUCUUGAAAACAACAACCAAAACAGCACUAAAACCAAAACCGACUUUCAACGACUGAUAAAUAAUCAAAAUUCACCACCAGCGCAACAAAAACAAAUACAACAAAAGACUCAACUGCAACUACAGCUGCAACAGCUUCAACAGCAAACAAAAGCUUUAUUACAGCAGCAACAAUAUAAAUCUCCAGUGAAAAUCUGCACUCUAACAACAACAAGCACAACACCAAUUACAACAAAAACAGUAGCAGCAGUCACCACCACACAAACUUUAGCAAUAAAAACUCCAACAACACACACUGACACACAAAUAAAAAGUAAGAAAACAAAAAAUUACCAAUAUAAAUGGCGACACAUGCAUAAAAAGGCAAAAGCAUUUGGCUUCAGGUUUGACACUUCGUCAUCGUCAAACUCACCACCAAAACUAAAGGUAAAUAGUAAUACCACCGCGUCAACGAGUGCUACUGUAUUGGCACUAUUUCCAUUGCUUGCGUUGUGCUUUUUCUGUUUCACCACGACUACUAUAGAAGCAGCUGCCGCAACUGGCACAUCCUCAUCAACAUCUUCUUCUUCCUCACCUACGGCCAAACCACUACUUCAAACAAAUGCAGCACAAUGCUCACUGUCAGAGUUCAGUUGCACAAACGGACGCUGUGUGCCGCUGAGCAAAUAUUGCAACAAUGUGAAUGAUUGCGGCGAUGGCAGUGAUGAGCCGCGCUUUUGUACACGUUGCAAUCGAACCUACUAUGGAGAUAUCGGUUUGACAUAUUCAUUAGAAUUACAUCGUCCAAAGCAGGAUCGUGUUCCGUAUGUUUGUGUGCUAACAUUUACAGCAGCAGGUGGGCAACAUGGUGACGUUGUACAGGUUCGUUAA
Teleopsis dalmanni is the source of this 981-nucleotide messenger RNA. RefSeq lists its product as uncharacterized. The transcript is spliced from 3 exons. The coding region runs from base 1 to 981 and encodes 326 amino acids. Gene Ontology annotation, molecular function: protein binding. The record is from RefSeq and is a predicted model, not a curated record. NCBI's taxonomy places the organism in Eukaryota, Metazoa, Arthropoda, Insecta, Diptera, Diopsidae.